UCCGGGCAUUGCGUAUGACUCGUGCAAAGAAGCUGAACUUUGGCCGGCCCGCGGAAGUGUGUUGGGCGGUGACAGCUGCCGGGUUCUCCCUUUCCUCGGGCGGGGUGUGUACGGGGUGUGCGGGAACCGAAAGCAAAACCCCCGGAGCCUGUGACUCCGGCCGGCCCGGGGACAGUUCGGGGCGGCGAUGGCGUCUGCCCUGGACGUGUCCAGCCUGGCCGAGGACCUGCUGUGCCCCAUCUGCCUGUCCCUGUUCCGGGACCCCCGCAUGCUGGAGUGCGGGCACAGCUUCUGCGCCGCCUGCCUGGAGCCCUGCGUCCCCACGGGGCAGCGCCGCGGGCUGUGCCCCGAGUGCCGGCGCCCCUUCGCCCUGCGCAGCGCGGCCACCAACUGGGCCCUGUGCAGCCUGGCGGAGAAAGCCCGGCUGCUGCGACUGGACGAGGGGGUCCAGCCGGGCGGGGGCGGGUCUGGCUGGUCCAUCUGCCCGGAGCACGAGGAGCCCCUCAAACUCUUCUGCAGCCAGGACAAGGGGCCCAUCUGCGUGAUCUGCCGGGACCUGCCCCAGCACCGCGGCCACGACUUCCUGCCCGUCAAAAACGCCGUCCAGAAAUAUCAGGACAAGCUGAAGGCAUCUCUCGUACCCCUGAAGGACAAUCUGAAUUCAGCCACUGAGGACCAGCGCCACCAGCAGGAGAACAUAGCAGAGCUGGAGAGCUGCGCCCAAGACCUCUUGGGGUAUAUCGCCAAGGAGUUUGGAGUUCUCCAUCAGAUCCUGCAGGAGAAGGAGAAGGGCAUGAAAGAGACCGUGGAGAGGCUGAAGGAGGAGAACCGGGUGGAGAUGGAGGAGAGGCUGAGGGAGCUGGAUGAAGAAGUGACCUUUCGUAACGAGACCCUGUCCAGGGCCCGGGCGGGGCUGGACACCUCAGAUCACAUAGCCUUCCUCAGGGGCAUCAAGGAGCUGAUGAGAAGAGUCCGGGAGGAUCAGUCGAGCCGCGGUGGGGAGGAGGAAGAGCACGGUGCAAGUGACGAAGGGUCCAGCGGCGAUGAUGAUGAUUGGAUUGAUGAAGAUGAAGAUGUGGCUAAUGGCGAGGAGGAGGAGGGAGAUGAAGAUGAGGAUGUGGCUAAUAGCGAGGAGGAGGAGGGAGAUGAAGAUGAGGAUAACGGCGAGGAGGAGGAGGGAGAUGAAGAUGACGAUGGGGAUAUCGUUGCUGUGGACCCGGGUCUCGAGGAAUUCAAAGACUCGCUAGACUUUGAGGCCUGGCAAGAAAUGCUGGGGACCAUCCAAGCAGCCACUGUCCAUGAUGGGCCUGAGGUCACACCUAUCACGUGGAACUGACGACCACCUGGGGUGCAUCUGUGCGGCCGAUCCCAGCCCUCGGCGAUUCGGAGCUGCCAUAUAUUUGGAGGAGUUGAUUUGGUGGAGGGUAAAGCCACCAGGAUCCAGCCUCUCUAGCCUGCCAGUGUGAGGGACAAGCCAUGGAAAUGUACCCGGAUUGCCCAGCAGGCAGGACACCGGCAUUUCACUGGGUGUUGCACGAGUAGCUGAUUCUAUCGAGUCUUUGGACGAUAUUGACCUGGUUACGAGGACAUUUUCAAAGUGUAUGAAUCAAAUAAACCAGAGCUCAGAACAGAA
Messenger RNA from Chrysemys picta bellii (western painted turtle), 1633 nucleotides. NCBI's taxonomy places the organism in Eukaryota, Metazoa, Chordata, Testudines, Emydidae. The record is from RefSeq and is a predicted model, not a curated record.